AUCCAAACUCGCGUCGUCGUCGUCGUCUUGCACCGACACCACAAAGACCCUCUCCGCCGGCGGCACCAUGAAGCGCGUCCGCUCCAAGGGAGGCAUGGAGGUCAAGUGCCCGCGCAACCGCGUCGUCGUGCGCGUCCCGGCGACGACGGCCAACAUGGGCCCCGGCUUCGACGCGCUCGGCAUGGGCAUCGACAUUUGGAACGAGAUCAGCGUCGAGCGCGCCGGGAGCUUCAGCAUCGAGACGGAGGGCGAGGGCGUCGGCGCCAUCCCCGAGGAGGUGGGCCCCAACGGCGAGAGCAAGCACACGGUCAUGGUCGCGCUGAAGCGCGCGUUCGAGUACGCCGGCGAGACGCUCCCGCCCGUGCGCGUCUGCUGCCGGAACCGCGUGCCCGUGUGCAGCGGCUUCGGGUCGUCGUCGGCGGCCAUCGUCGGCGGCCUCGUCGCGGGCCUCGCCCUCGCCGGUACGGAGGUGCGCGCGGGCUACGACCCGAACCAGUCGCAGCUGCCGGAGGAGCUGCUGCAGCUGGCCACGGAGAUGGAGGGCCACCCGGACAACGUGUCGCCGGCGAUCUACGGCGGCAUCCAGCUCUCGGUGCAGCUCUGCGCGAUCGCGACGGCGGAGCCGCGCGAGAACCCGCAGCUGGCGCUGUCGCGGCGCGUGCCGACGCCCGAGGGCAUGCGCCUCGUGGCGUACGUGCCGAGCGAGAAGACGCGCUUCUCGUUCGCGAGCAAGGACAAGACGACGGAGAUGCGCGCGCUGCUGCCGGCGACGAUCCCGCGCGCCGACGCGGUCUUCAACAUCCAGCGCACGGCGCUGCUCAUCGACGCCCUCCACCACGGGGACCUCAGCAUGCUCAAAUACGCCACGGAGGACAUGCUCCACCAGCCGCAGCGCGCGACGAUCUACCCGCACCUCAUCCCGAUGGUCCGCGCGGCCGUCACGGCCGGCGCGCACGGCGCGUUCCUCUCCGGCGCGGGCCCGACGGUGCUCGCCAUCUGCUCCGGCGCGACGGGCGCCGACAUCUUCACCCAGGCCCGCGAGGAGCGCCAGGAGAUGAAGGUCGCCGAGGCCAUGCGCUCGGCGGUCAACGCGUUGCCCGCCAAGGCCGACCAGUGGAAGGACGGCAAGUUCUACAUCUGCUCCCCGUGCAUGCAGGGCGCGCACGUCGUCGCCGCGGACCCGCCCCUCUCCGACACCAUGGCCACCUUCGGCACCCUCGACGGCAUGCUGUGAGGGCCGACUCCGGCCGGCUUCGAGCGGCCCCCGCGGGCCGCGACCAUAACAAGAUACUGUGGG
Molecule: messenger RNA, 1297 nt
Organism: Aureococcus anophagefferens
Lineage: Eukaryota; Pelagophyceae; Pelagomonadales; Pelagomonadaceae
Exons: 5
Coding region: 68-1234 (388 amino acids)
Biological process (GO): L-threonine metabolic process
Molecular function (GO): ATP binding; homoserine kinase activity
Source: RefSeq, a predicted model, not a curated record